Messenger RNA from Ostrea edulis (European flat oyster), 2307 nucleotides. RefSeq names its product neuropeptide receptor 15-like. The coding region runs from base 447 to 1661 and encodes 404 amino acids. Lineage: Eukaryota; Metazoa; Mollusca; Bivalvia; Ostreida; Ostreidae. Gene Ontology annotation, cellular component: plasma membrane. The record is from RefSeq and is a predicted model, not a curated record. The transcript has 3 exons. Gene Ontology annotation, biological process: G protein-coupled receptor signaling pathway. Gene Ontology annotation, molecular function: neuropeptide Y receptor activity.
GGUAUUUGUUGAGCACGUUCAUUUGCGAAUGCAUAUUAACUACUGUGCAGUUUAUUUAUAAUGUAGAAUUAAUUGGUACGACUCCUCCUGACGUGAACAAAUUGAGUAACUAGUAACACGAAUCUCCAUUGAUCACAACUUAACACGAAAUUAUAAAAUUCAGACCUGAGACGGUAUAGUUAAUUCCGCUAUUGAAGAUCUGUCGGCUCGAGCAUCUGUGACAAGGACAAGGAGAGUUCUUUUAAUUAUAUCUUUGGUCAGGAAUAUUGAAGCUUUAUGAAAUGAAUUUUUUAUUCAUCAUAUUGACCGUUUUAUAAUUUGCAGAGGACAUAAAUCUAUAUAAAAAAAAAAAUCCUAUCUAUUGAACCACUAGAUCGUUGUGGAUAGAAGUGAGAGGGAAGUGAAAUUGUGAUAAAUUAUACAAGAGAAGCGGAAUAUUGAAACCAAUGUCUUCAUUGAGUAGUGUGAUCGAUGACGACUCGUCUUGGAGGAAGAUGGACAUGUCUACGACUAGUUCUUAUGGCCAACUAAAUUUUACGGGCAAUGUACCUUUCAGUUUCAACGGAAGCGAGGCGUUCGUAAACUCUACAGUUAUGGAGAAUGUUACCGCCUCAGAUCCAUCCGUAUCUUUAGGAACAAUCAUAAGCCUGAGCAUUUUAUUUUUCAUAAUCGGUGUUUUGGGAAUCGUGGGGAACUCCUUGGUCAUCAUGGUGAUUCUAAUCGACAGAAAAAUGAGACAGUCGGUGACCAACGUCUUCAUCAUGAACCUAGCUAUCGCUGAUCUCCUCAUCAUGAUAUUUUUCGUUCCCGAUAUCAUCCAGUUCAUCCUGAAUCGUGGCUGGCUGAUCGGUGUUGGAAUGUGUAAAAUCAACAGAUACAUCCAGGUGACAUGCCUCUAUGUGUCUGUUCUAUCUCUGGUGUCUGUGUGUAUUGAAAGAUUUGUGGCAAUCGUCUUUCCCAUCAAAGCUCAGAUUUUGUGUAACCGAAGAAAGAACUUUAUCGUUGUGUUAUUGAUUUGGUUUGUGGGAGUAAUGUGCGGUUUACCAACUGCCCGGUACAACCAAGUUGUGCUCGUCGACCCUCCACGGAACUUCUCGCUGUGCUUGACGUCAUUUCCGAGGAUUAUUGAUCAGCAUCUUUACAAGUUCUCCGAAUUUGCUCUGUACUACUUUAUCCCAGUUUGUAUUCAAAUUGUACUGUACGCGAUAAUAGGACAACGACUGUAUGUUAGUACCAGUGAACUCCACACCAAGUUCCAGAUGAGGAAGGACACCAAAUGUAAAUCUGAUAGGGCAAGUGACACUAUCAAAGCCAGAAAGGGCGUGGUCAAAAUGUUAGUGGCUAGCGUGAUUGUGUACACAGGUUGUUACGCCCCACCCCAAGUUUUGCUGUUCUACAACGUUAUUUCCAACACGGAGUUUCAAGAAACUUGGGAAUUUGUGGCGAUCGUGCACGUUAUAGCGUAUAUCAACUCUGCUGCAAAUCCUAUCUUAUACAGCAUAUUUAGUCAGAACUUUAGGAAAAAUUUCAAGAAGUGUUUAAAAUGCAUUUGUUUAAAAAGCAAAGAGAAAUAUACACGAGUUAUGUUUGACUCUUCAAUGGAGUCGUCUCGGAUGCUUUCAGGGAAGGGUAGUCAAAAAACUACAAUAUCCCGUGUGUAAUGAAAUCAUUAUCUAUCUAAAAUGUUGAUGUAUGUGUAAAUUUCAAAACUUAUUUAUAUUUUAAAAUCUUCAUUGCAUGUCACAUCGUUUAGCUGAUAGAUUUUCUGGGUUUUUUUUUAUAGGGAUGAGUUUACCCCAUACAUGUGAAACCCUUUUUGUUGUAAUUUUCCCUUGUAGAGCAACAGCCAGAUAUUCUAUCCUAAUUAGGAGUUUUAAUCAGUAUUUAUUUUACUGAAUGACAAAAUAUUCUACAUCCUUACAUUUGUAUUACGCUAAAUUUCUCAUAAUCCAAAUUUCGUACAAGGCACGAGUUACGGAAAAGGUUCUUCAUAACAUUGUCUUAGUGAUUGAUGUUGAAUACAGUGUGUUUAUUUAAUUGUUAAUCUUAACGUUUAUCUGUUUUCUCAAUACGUUAAUGACUUUAUAUAUCGUUGAAAGCAUUGACAUUUCAGCUUGACAUAAAACAAAAACCAACCUAAAUAUAAAUAGGACACAAGUUAAAUUUCAAUAAAUUUUAUUUCUUGUAUACAUGUACAAGUCCAAAUGUAUAAUUAUGCUUCUUGUAAAAAUUGGGGGAAACUGAUGACACAUUCAACAUAUUCAUUGUGUAACUAUUUAUGUAAUAAAAUUGUCAGAUUAGAUUUUU